AUGGAGAACGAAGAGAGGAGAAAGAGGUCCCGAGAGGGGGAGUUGGAGGAAGAGGAAUCCGGGGAGGUGUGUUCUUUGCCGGAGGCCAAGCGCGUCCGGACGGAUAUUCUCGGUAUCCUUGAAGACGACGAUUAUGACGCCGGGGAGGGGUCGUCCGACUCCGGCGCCGAGGAGGAGCUCGUCAACUCCGUGAUGAGGUCUCUCCAGGAGGAAAUCGAGGGGGAGGAGUGCUCGGCGGGAGGGGUGAAUGAUGUGUCUGUGCAGCCGGACCUGGGUUACCUCCUCGAGGCCUCCGACGACGAGUUGGGGCUGCCGCCGGCGAGCUCUGACGACGAGUUUGGCCUGAUUCCGGCGUACUCCGACGGUGGUACUAGCGAGAACGAUGACAUAUUUAGUGGGGAGGCCCCUCGUGAGGUGCUCGGCUUCGGUGGGUCUUGGGAUUUUGAGGAAGGGAUGAUGGGGUUCGGGCUGCCGGCGGAGUUCGGGGGAGCGGAGGAGAGAUAUGAGGAGGAUGAGACCGUCCUGUUCGAGAGCCUGUUCGACUACUCGGACGCCGGGCUUUGGCGCCCGGAGUCCUUGCCUGCUGUAUAG
Nymphaea colorata (pocket water lily) is the source of this 591-nucleotide messenger RNA. RefSeq lists its product as uncharacterized. The record is from RefSeq and is a predicted model, not a curated record. Lineage: Eukaryota; Viridiplantae; Streptophyta; Magnoliopsida; Nymphaeales; Nymphaeaceae. The transcript has a single exon. Bases 1 to 591 code for a protein of 196 amino acids.